ACGAGGCUGCUGCAACAUGUUCUGACUUCUGGGGAAAAUGCAACGCGAUGUUUCAUUGAAAUUUUUUUUGUUAUUUGUAGGAUGUUGCAGAAUAGUUAGUUAGAAUAAGUAAGGUGAUGUUUGUUGCUUAGAUUCAGCCUCGUUAGGCUUAGUUCUUGGCUAAUUACAGGUGUGCUUUUAUCAACACGGGAGGUAGAGAUAGCCUAAGCUAAUCUAUCCCUUUGAGACGUAUUUCUUGUCUUAAUAAACAUACUUGAACUUGAUUUAUCAACACAUAUGAUGAUCACACAUAUGUGUGAUCAUCCUGACUUGAGCUGCUAUAUCUGCACAAUAAAUGAAAUAAAGUGAUACAUUUUUUAUUUGUGGCGUGACGACACUAACUGCGUCUUAACUUCCUCUGUUUCUUACUUCCAGGUCAAAGUUUGGUUCCAAAAUAAGCGAUCCAAGUGCAAGAAGAUGAUGAAGGCGGUGCAAUCCGGUGGGGCUCGAACCCCGCAGGGGACGCCGGUGGUGCCGAGUUCCCCACUCACCAACGCCCCUCUGUCGACCGCUGCCUCGCCGUACCAAACCUGUUCCACCCCUACACCAACCAGUCCAGCCAGUCAGUCCUUCGGCGAGCCCGGGGCCCUCUACCAGCCUCCAGGGCCCUCUUAUUCCAAGGGGGCCGGUCCCCUUGCGCCUGCCAUAUCAGUCUCUCAGGCGGGUCCAGACGUCGAUCACCACCAAGACUUCAGCCAACAUAUCAAGUCUGAAAUGAUGAACCCAACCGCACACUCCCCCAACACGGCCUCCCCUCAUGGCCUGCCCCCGCCCCCCCACCCUGCGUCUGAGGGCGGUUCCCCUCUCUCAUGUGUCUCACAUCUACACUAUUCCCCUCAUUCAGAAUCCCCGCAACCUCAUUUCCCUUCAGUAUUUUCUCAUUCUCACCCUCAUUCCCAACCAUAUUAUUCUCAUUUAAGUUCCCCUCUUUCUCACCCCCCACAGCACCCACACCCUGGCCACCUGCCCCCGCACGCCCACGGCCCACCCCAGCACCCGCCCACGCCCACCAGCCAGUCGCACGACAAUCAUGGGUCGCCCCACCUGUGUCCCCCAGGGCCGCCUUGUCCGCCCCAGCACCAUAUGAACCACCCACCCCACGGGGGAUACAUGCCGCCCACCUCCAUAGCACCGCCCGUGUCCUCGGCUGACCACAUGUCCUUGCCGCCCACCGCCUCGUCGCCAGGCCUGGCCGCCCACCACUGGGACAUGAAGCCGCCCGUGUCGGCGCCCUACAUGUACUCCUGGUACGCCCCGGACCAACAGCAUCUCCUCACUUAAGUGACUCAUCUUAAUAUGCUGGCAACCCGGGCCAGGGGCCACCAUCAACUACAGGGCCAAGGGGGCCCUCAGCGGCCCACCUACGGCCCUCUGUGUGGCCCUCUGGUGGCCCGCGGCGUGACAGCCGGGACCAAAGAUGAAAAAAGCAACCCAAGAGCGCAUCCCAAAGAUUUUGUGCAAUAUAUUCGCCAUAUUGGCGACGAUAUGGAGAGCUUGGCAAAGUCUCAAGCCUCAAGGUUUGGCUUGAGUGGUGCACAAGGCAUCGGACUACGACUUCAGAUCCUUGCAGAGCCCAGCAGACCUGGGACGAGUAAAAAAACGCCAUACGAGUCAACUUGUGUCAAGGGUGAAAGGAGAGAAUUUGGUGCUGAAGUAUCGUGGAUCAGCUUGGGUGUCGAAAAUGAGAGAGAGAGAGAGAGAGAGAGAGAGAGAGAGAGAG
Messenger RNA from Procambarus clarkii (red swamp crayfish), 1759 nucleotides. RefSeq lists its product as uncharacterized. NCBI's taxonomy places the organism in Eukaryota, Metazoa, Arthropoda, Malacostraca, Decapoda, Cambaridae. The record is from RefSeq and is a predicted model, not a curated record.